Messenger RNA from Urocitellus parryii (Arctic ground squirrel), 578 nucleotides. The record is from RefSeq and is a predicted model, not a curated record. NCBI's taxonomy places the organism in Eukaryota, Metazoa, Chordata, Mammalia, Rodentia, Sciuridae.
UGGAAACUGCAGGUGCUGGAUUUGCGGAAUGUUCCCCAGAACUUCUGGAGGAUGUGGUCUGGAGCCGUGGUUGACACCUGCUCACCAGAAGACAUUAAGAAGAAUCAAACAUUGAAACUUGGUCCAGCAAUGGCAGCUAAGCAACCUUUCAAUGUUUUCAUAGACUUGAGCCUCAGAAAAAGACCCCUGGAUGAAUUCCUGACCCACUUGUUCCUGUGGGUCACACAGAGAAGGGACAGGCUGCACCUUUGUUGCAAUAUCCUGAAGAUCUUUGGGAAACCCACCAGCCACACCAGGAAGGUCCUGAGACUGCUGCAGCUGGACUCUGUCCAGAAGGUGGAAGUGCACUGCACCUGGGCGGCCUCCAGCUUGGCUGCUUUUGCUCCUUUCUUGGGCCAUAUGAGGAAUCUGAGGAAGCUGCUUGUCUCCCAGGUCUAUGUGCCUGCCUACACCUCCCAAGAGGAGCAGGAGCAGCUGCUCGCCCAGCUCACCUCACAGUUCCUCAGGAUGGACUGCCUGUGGAAGUUCUGUGCCAAUGAUAUCUUCCUCCUCAAGGGCCACCUGGAACUGGUGCUGAG